UGCUUCAUAGUCAAUUCCUUACCAGACUUCUUUUUUUCAAACUGCCCCUGACUGCUGCCAUCUGUCACACAGCACAAAAUAUAACAGACUAUUGGUGGGAAGGUACAAUUUCUGCCAUCCCACCAACAUCUGCCUCUGACAUUGUGGGCCAGCAUAAUAAAAUGGGAGGCAUUACUUUUGGAGCAGCCCUUGUAGUAAUGCCUUUUUUGUAGGGUAAAUUCAUAGAAGACUGUACAUCCACAGGCCUUAGACCACUGAGCUUAAGAUCUUCUUAGAGAUGAUGAGCACUCUUCCCUGUUGCCAGAUGAUGAUUAUUAAUAAUUAUUUACAAAAAUCUUCAAUAAUGUGACAGACUCAAGAAGAAAUAUUAUCUAAUUAAUUUAUAUUAAGUAACAACAAGUUCCUUUUUUCCUUCUAGAAUGUUUCCCUCAUUAAAGCUAAGACUCAAAUCAACUUUUUCAGGCAGGCUACUCUUGGGACAGGUUCCCCCAUCUCUCACUUACAGCGAGUGGCUGUUAUCAGUGUGCAUUUGAAAAUCAAACCUGAGACAUAUUAGCAGCUAAUGAAUGGAAAGUACACCGUUGUUUCAAACAAAAACAAGUAAGUUGUAUUUUCUUAGUUGAGUUUAAAUAUUUAUUUACUCCUAUUAUGUAUACACAUAGUAUUUUAUUUCUGAACAGUUCCAUUCACUAUGUGUAGGCAGGUGACUACUCUUGGUAUUGUUCUUGAUAUCCUACUUGAAAAACCAUUUGUUUAAGAUUAAUUUCUAUGCUUUACAGCUUAUGCCAUACUUGCAUACUUAGACUGAGGUCUAUAAAGAAUAUAUAAAGGUCUAUAAAGAAUAUAUAAAGAGGUUUAAGCUUUUUGCAGUUUCAGUUUUGGGGGCUGUUUCUUUUCUUUUGUUUGUUUGUUUGUUCAGUUUGUUUGUUUUGAGAUAGCUGAUAUUCUACUGGGACCUAGUGUUAAUAAAAGUAUAAACAAUUUUCAGGAAGAUACUGCCCAUCAUUAUCUUUAAGAACCAUAUUCAUUAUUAUCAGACAAAUACUAUGUGUUCAUUUUUAUCACAUGCAUACAAGGGUUAAUGUGACAAUUAGAGAUUUUGCUGUAUGCAUUAAUGCCACUGUAUGAGCAGAAUUUGAAAGAAAGCAAUGUUGAAGAAAUUAAAAAAUAUGUCAACAAAUUGCUGUUUGACCAGAAAGGUCAAACUUCUGUCCUCACAUUUCUAGAAUAUUAUUCAUUCUCAGGCAUUAGUGAGGGUAUCAAUACAGAUCUUUUUACUAACUGUAAAUGUAUCUGUCUGAAUGCUGCAGUUUAAAUAAGAAUGCCACAUUACACAUAUUAACUCUAUUGCUUUUUUUCACUGGCAACCACGAAGGAAAUGUCUUAAGAAAACUUGUUCACUGGCCAAAAUAACAGCAAAGGCCUCAUUACCAGUUAAGACUUUUGUUUUAUUGAGAAACAAGGUUUUCAACUUAAAAAUCUGAAAUGGAAACAGGUUAGAAUAUAGGAGAAAUGCACUAGUAUUAAUAAACUUUUUACAUUUGACACAUACUGUAUUACAAAGACAAUAUCCUUGCAAGAGCAUUAAUUGCUGGGCCAUAGGUGACUUCUGUCUAGUUUACUAAAGUAGCUAAUAAAACUUGUAUAGAGAGCCUUUUAUAGAUAAUGCUUACGUGUAUGAAAAUGUAUGACACCCUUGUACUAUGGCUUGCACUUUACUUGCAUUAAACUGUGAAGUAGGCUGUAGUAAUGUCUUUGUAUAUUCAGGGGUUGAAAUACCAAAGCACUAGAGUAUUGUACUGCUGGUGUUCAACCUGUACUGUUAAUUAAGUCUGAACGUGCUGAUAACAUGUACUUUGAAAACCCCACUAACUUAAAAUCUUUAGCAAAUAAUGCUAUGGGGUCUCCAUGGUCUUUGUUUCUUUGUAAAUAUAAACAUUCUUACUGUUUCUGUAGCAAUAGGAGGUUAUAAACCAAACUUUCAAUAGGACUGUUUUCAAUAACAAAAAAAAUCUAUAGCGCCUUGUAUAAAACUCAUGGAGACUCCAUGACCUGUGGGCAUUUUUUGUUUACAAGCAGUAUGUAUAUAAGUAUUAGCGGCAGAACUGUUAUUUAUCACAAAGUUAUGUUGUGGUUGAUUCUUUCUAAAGUAAAUAUGUGUUUUAUGUCAUGAAAAAUAAGUAUUUUUAGUAAGAGCCAUCUUGAAAAGUUUGAAGCGUCAAAGCUUCAAAUACUCAGAAUCUUCCAUGUUUCAGCCUUGUUUUUCCAAACGACUGUGAGAUGAACUGAGAGGUCACAGUAAACCAUCUGUCCAUGCCAGGGAAGGUGUCUGAGUUGUAUCACAGUUUAUGACAUUCUGCAACUUUUCUCUAAUUACCAUCUUGCUUACGCGCUUUUAUGAGCAGAUGCUGUAUGAUACCAUACUAAAGUCUUUCAGCUCAAUGAAGAGAGAGAAAAAUAACUGCUCUAACUGGACGCAUACAGGUUAGGCUAGGUUUCAACCCCUGGAUAAUACAGUAUUCUUUGGUUUCACGACAGUAUUUUUAAUUUUAUACUUGUCUAUGUUGAGAGAUGAUCCAAUAGUUUAUAGAGGCAGUGAACGUUAGGUUUCUUUUUUUCCUCUUCUCAGAUGACUUCUGUGUGAACUACUGUAACUGGCUGCGUUUUUCUAUCACAGAUUAACUUGUUAACUUUUUGUGUGUCUACAAUGAAAAUUUAUGAAUGGAAAACUUCACUGUGUGUUGCUCACUGGGCAUAUACCUCAUGGUACAUUGCACAGACGUGUAAGUUGUAAGUUGCACUGCAACAUUAAAAAAGGAACAUAUUGCUCUUUUUUCAAAGAUAUUAACUUAUUUAAGAGAUAUAGCGUGUACAUUAUUAAAAAGAACAUUUAUUCUUCCUAAAUUCAAACAAAGCUUUUGUUUUGGGGGGGGAGGGAAAAAAAAAAAAAGUUGUAAACUUCAGUUGUAAAUUUGGACUUCAAUAAACGGAAUUAUCUGCACUUAAAUUCUGUGCUGACGUUGUUUUAGUGCGCGUUCUCUUAGAACUGCAAUUACGAAGAGUAAUCCAAGCCCAGGCUGUGAGCGGGGCCGGACCAGAGCUGCGGGCCGCUCCCGGCGCGGGGCCCGCGGUGCCAGGCUCAGCCGCAGGCGGCAACGAAGAGCGCCGCGCCUACCCGAAGAACGGACGGCGCUCCGGCCCCAUCCCCACCGCCUCAGCCGCCGUGGAGCCCCGCCCCGCGCGGGAGGAGCCCGCGGCCGAGCGCUCGGCCCUUCCCGCUCGCCGUACGCGGCUGCGGGGCUGUCGCUAAGAUGGCGGCCAAGGUGGCGAGGCUGGCUGCUGCUUCUUCCUCCCUACCAUUUGUGUGUGCAGUGUAUGCAGCAGCAGAAAAGGAAUCAAAAAGUCAGCUGGUGAAGCCAAACCAGCUUCCAAUUUACUGCUCACCACCUCUGAAGUCAAAGUACAUUGAAGAACAGCCUGGUCACUUGCAGAAGCAAUUCUCUUCAAUAAGGCAGACAACUGGCCGCUAUAUUGGAUGGUGUAAGGAUGCUUUUUUCUUUGCUAAAAAUGGAAUAGUGGAUUCAAUUCAGUUUGGUAAAGAUGCUUAUGUUUACCUGAAGAAUCCACCACCAGAAUUUCUUCCCAGAGUCGGCAUAAUUACAAUAUCAGGCCUAGCUGGUGCAGUGCUGGCAAGAAAAGAUUCUAGAUUUAAGAAAAUUGCUUAUCCCUUGGGACUUACUACUUUAGGAAUUUCAGUUUGUUACCCAGCUCAGGCAGUAGUAAUUGCUAAGGUAACAGGGAAAAAGGUAGUUUCUGCAAGCCAUCAAACCUAUGAGGCUGUACGGUCUCUAUGGGCAAAGAAGGAAGAUGCCUCCAAGCUGCAGCAAGAGUCAAAAUCAGUUACAAAAGAAGAAAAGAAAAAUAAAGAAAUAUCUAACACACAGUUUGAAUCUGCUAUUGAAUCACGAACAUCUAACAGAACAGAAUCUUCUCCUAUAGAGUCUUGGAAUACUAAAGAUCCACUGCCUUCAUCAGGAACAGCGAAGACAACAAAGUUUAAACCUGACCCAAAACUUAUGGACCAUGGUCAGUCCAGUCCUGAAGACGUGGAUAUGUACAGUACAAGAAGCUAAGACAUCUGCUUACAAAUCUUUGCAAAGUAUUACAGAUAAGGGGGAGGGAAGAAGGGAAGGAAUAAGCCUUGUGAUUCAUACUGUGUGAGGUAUAACUUAAUCAGGUAUUUUCUUAUAUUCCAGACUGUAUUACUGACUUAUAUGAUGCUGUUCAAUGAAUAUUUGUUUCUCACUACUUACAAACAGUGAGAAUUCACUCUUAUUCAGUGUCAUUACUGUGACACUGAGAAAAUGAGAUUUGUGUGUGUCUUCUCACAGUGAAGUUUCUCUGUGCCAAACUUGUUAAUAAAUGUCAUUUCACAAAAGAUAUUUGAAAAGGUGAACAUCUCUAUAUUUCAGCUCAAAUGUUCACUGAUAGAAAAGAGGAAUGUCAUGGAUAGGGUUAGAGAGGCUUCUUUGUUUUUCACUUGAAGCUCUAGAACAAAGAGCAACUCUUACUGGCCUGAGUGCCCUUAAUUGAUUACUUUAUCAUAUGUAUAGCAUUAUGUCUAAUGCUUACAUAAACAAAUCACUUUUUCAUUGCAGAGUCAUUUUUUGUUGUUUGCCUCUUUCACAAAUGUGAAUGGAAACUGAACUUCUUGUGCAUUCUUGUUUUGUAUUUAAAUGUCACUUAUGUUGGGAAAGGACUGAUCUUUAAAAUAUCCAUCAUAGACUAUGCAUUAGUUUUUACAUACUUCUGGUAACUUGAAAAACUGUAUGCAAAUUGCUGAAUCCAUGAAGCUGAUACUGUUUGAUUUAUAUAGAGUGAAUAAGCAAUGUUUAGAAAAGAGCGUGAAGGUUUAAAGUAAGAAAUGCAUAGAUGGUUGAAAGUGCUGAUAAAUAUCUAAAAAUGCCAAAGUAAUAAACAGAACAAAAAGUGAGAAUACCACUACCCAAACAGAUAGUUGGAUUUGCUGUCUUAAGGCUGAAAAGAAACACUGUUUCACAUGUAUGUAUUUUCAGCAGUGGGAUAUGAAGGGAUAUUUGCCCCUGUUCUACAUAAGAAUAGAUUUCACUGCCUGAUUCCUUCUUAUGAGGCUCCCACUUCAAAGUCAGAUGAUCUUAAUACAGGCAGUCAGUACUCCUAGUGUCACUGUAGGGCUAACAGAACUAGUAAGGGGAUAUUGCACAAUGGAGCAUGAUCAAAGCAUAAAUGUUGAAUGAACAAGUGCACCAAGUACGGCUUUUGUGUUGGUUCAGGAACAGAUGUAUUGAUAUUCUGUAAUCCAGAUUUCAGGUGAAGAGUACGGCCUGGAUGGAGUCCAAUACAAAGUAAAGUCAGUAAAUAAAUGAGGUUUAAAGAAAAAUAAUUCUACUAAUUGAACUUGUUUGGGAUCCGUGAAUUAGAAUUUCAUGUAUUUUGUUUCUUUAAUCACAUAAUAAGGCCCACGAAACUGCGAGAAUUCAGGCAGAAAUCAGAGGAUAUUAAGUCAGUCUUCACAGAGCUCCUGGACACAAUUCAUAAGUGUUCUGCUCCAGAGAGAACAGUAGAGAAGUUAGAUGGUUGGGCUUCCUAUGCCAUUUUCAGGGAAAUGUGAAGAUGUAAAGCAGGAAGUGAAAGAAAUUAAAGGAAGAUCAUUUUCAAGUGUUAGAUGGGAUGGUGGGAAUUAUCUGCCUCCAUAUCUGGUCUGUUAGUCAGCUUCUGGAUUAAAAAAUGAAGGCAAAACCAUUUGCUCUGCACCUGGAUUCUAUUUAAAUUCUAACUUAGGUCCUUUGAGUGAAGCAUUGCUGCAAGUCAACAAGAAAGGUAAGAUGAUAUAGGUUUGCAUGGUUUACUGUGGUGACAUUUUUCAGGAUAAAGUAUAAAGAAAGUAUGUAUUAAUCUCCUGGGAACGGGGUGGGAAGAUUCAUUAGCGAGAUGCCAAGGAACGAGCAUGUGUGCCCUUUCCAGGCAAGAGCAGGCCUUAAAAGUCUGUCAUCUACCAGAGUGCAAAAAGCUGCCCCAGUCCUUUAAAUAAUUUCAGGGCAUUAAUACUCCUCGAGAUAGAGACAAGUCUGGAAAAGCUCUGCUGGAGUUCUUAAUGAUUAAUCUGAGUCUUAGAUGUUUCGUCUGGUUUGUGUUAUAAGCCCCGACGACAGAAGAAAUUCAUGUUACAAAAGGACACGAUGCACAAAGCUGUACCUGUGCUGUAUUACAGUCUCUAAUUACUCCUCAGGAUAAAAUUGUGAUAGAACUGUGCUUCACAGUUAAAUUGUUGUUCUGAAGCUUUGAUGCAUUUUCUGGGACAUAGCUUAAAAUUAUUGCUUUAACUCACCUUAAUGAAUAAACAGUGUGAGAAUACAGUUCUGGAAUUCUUAAGAACAGUAUUGCUGUGUUACUUCAUCUUGGUGGAAGGGAGGAGCUAGGCAGUGAGUGUGCAAAGCAUUUAUUCCACCUCAGGAUCUGCUCUGCUGCUGUCACUUUUUAGUUCAAUUUCUUCAUCGCUUGGGAUUUCUCUGUUGUUGCACAUUCUCCUCCAUGUGAGACAGGGAUUUUGUUUGUUUUCUGUCAAGAGUUUUUGUUUAGUAUCCACACAGUCAAAGGCCUGCGUCUAAAAUCAGAGGCAUGGAUUUCUGCACUGAGACAGAUCCAGCCUAAGGAUCUCAAGGAAAAGAAAACAGGGCAAAAAAUAUAUAUAAAGCUUUGCAUCCUUGCUGGAUGCAAUUUCUGCUUUCAGGAAGACUACAGCCAGUCUCUCAAGAAGUUUCUGUAUCCUGGAGGAUAGAUGUUAAUAGCAUAAUAGUUCUUUACUCACAUGAACUUCUGAUGGAGUCAGUCUUGUCCACCCAUACCAGAAGCUUGAGAGGUUAAAAAAAAAAAAAAUUCAAAAAAAUUUGGAAUAUAUUUGCUAGCAGAAAGGCAACCCAUAUCAGAUUACUAGUCUGGUUUUGUAAAAA
This is a messenger RNA of Phasianus colchicus (ring-necked pheasant), 6989 nucleotides long. RefSeq names its product apolipoprotein O like (gene APOOL). Gene Ontology annotation, biological process: cristae formation. Lineage: Eukaryota; Metazoa; Chordata; Aves; Galliformes; Phasianidae. The record is from RefSeq and is a predicted model, not a curated record. Gene Ontology annotation, cellular component: MICOS complex.